Molecule: messenger RNA, 945 nt
Organism: Rotaria sp. Silwood1
Lineage: Eukaryota; Metazoa; Rotifera; Eurotatoria; Philodinida; Philodinidae
Source: the annotation of a GenBank genome assembly
AUGGUAACCAUGUUAGCAGCAAUUUAUGUCACGUAUUUUGCGUUUGCUUCUUUAUCUUUCAAUGUCGCUCAACAACAACAAUCUUUACAAUAUGUGGAUGGUUAUAGGUCAUCUUGCAAGUUUCAUCAAGGAGGUAACUUCAAUCUCAUUCUUUCGGCACCUCAUGGUGGUAGUUUAAUGCCGACCGACGUUCCCGAUCGAACACAAGGAGGUUGUCGUCGUUCAGGGUCAUCAUGCACAUGGAUAUACAAUGAUGCAUGUCUCGAUGGUCGACGUUGUGCAACAACGACAGUUCAAGAUACUCUUAGUGGAGAAUUUGCGGAGAACGUCGCUGAAGAAUUGAACAGCAAGUAUGGUCUAAAACCAUUCGUUGUCAUUGGAAAAUGGCAUCGAAAAAAGAUUGACUUCAAUCGAGAAAUCAAUGAGGCGACACUUAACCAUCCUGAGGCUAUUAGUGCUCAUCAAAGUUAUCACAUGAGUCUUGAGCAUGCCAUCAAUCAAAUACAGCAACAAUAUGGUAAAGGUCUUCUUAUUGAUGUUCAUGGACAAGGAGUGGGCAACUUUACAAUGGUUGGUUAUCUCUUAGAUAGCGAUUUACUCAACAGAGAUGACCUCCAAACCACUCUCGGUACGACUACGUCAAUCGAACAAAUCUGUUCUUUAUCCAAUCGAACUGAAUGCAUUCGAGGACAAACAUCAUUCGGUACAAUCAUGAAAAAAAAUGAACUUGGCAUUGCUUAUCCAUCGAUGGCACAUCCAAAACCAGGAAAUGGCACUUUCUUUCAAGGUGGUUAUAUAACACGUAAUUAUAUUUCGAAAAUAAAUGCUAUUCAAACUGAACUACCAUAUGAUAUGCGUGCUGGAUCUUAUAAACUGUUGAACUCUAAAAGAUAUGUACGCGCUCUAAUUGAUUAUAUGACAGUAAACAAUCUUUUGAAAACAUAA